UGGUGACAAGGUUUACAAGUUGCGAAAACUGGCCGGCUGCGCUGGUUAAGUUUUUUUUGACGAAAAAGCUGUUGGACCUGUGACGUCGGACUUAACAACCGGAUACAGUUUUCAAUGUGUUUAUGGUUUGAUUAUUUCGAAAUUUGGUCAUUUUUUUUUGCUGUUGCAACAUAAAUUAUGAGGUUGCCAUGUGCACCGACCAUCCCUUUUCCUAGGCAACGAAAUGCAUUGCAAGUACCUGCCAUUACUUAUGAUGGAGUUUGUCAUAUUAUUGCAAACACGUGAAAAAGUGUUGUCAGAAGUGGGAUUCGAACCCACGCCUCCAGGGGAGACUGCGACCUGAACGCAGCGCCUUAGACCGCUCGGCCAUCCUGACAUACAGAGAAGAUUACCUACGACAAAUAAUGACGUAGACACUGUAUUCAUCGCGAUGCAUCUUUAUUUUUUAUUAAAGAAAAUACUUUCUUACAGUUACUACUGAUGAAAGAACUUACCACCUUCCAAACAUGUUUACUUCACCAUUGGAUUUGCUUUGCUACUUAAUGUUCAAUGCUUACAUCAGCCAGUUUUCUGUGCUAGCAAUGCAGUGAAAACAUCAGACCGCACUUAGCUUAGCUAGAUGUAGCCAUAACUAGAGCAGCCAGAUGAGAAAUGCUUAUGUUCUCUAACCUAGUAUUGACUGGCUGACAAGAAUGAAUUAACGUUCGAUUAAGGCCCUGUAAUUAAUGCUUGAGAGAUGCCAUAUUCACCGCCUCCUAACUUCUCCUGGGUAGAGCCAAACAAACUGGCUGGCCUGGCAAUGCCUAGGAUGACGGCUCACUAUCAGUACCUUCUAGACAAUGGCAUUACACAUCUAGUGAGCCUAUGUGAAAGAAAACCCCCAUAUCACGAUACAUGCCCAGCACUGACGCUUCAUCACAUCAAAAUACAUGACUUUUGUGCUCCCACCUUUGAUCAAAUCCAUCGCUUCUUGAGUAUCGUUGAAGACGCUUAUGCCAAGGGGGAGGGGGUUGCUGUCCACUGCAUGCAUGGCCAUGGAAGGACAGGCACAAUGCUGGCCUGUUAUCUGGUGAAGACGAAGAAAAUCAGUGGGAUAGAGGCCAUUAGAGAGAUCCGCAGGAUCCGUAGCGGCUCUAUAGAAACUAGUGAACAGGAGAAAACUGUUGUACAGUUUUACCAACAAAUCAAAUGACAUCAUGAUGACUUCUCAUUUCAGUGCAACUAUUAAACACCUAUCUGUUACCGCUUACUAACUGGUAUGGAUCUUUGGCAGCCUUUCUGCCAGGUUCUUUUGCAAUACUGUGCAUUUGUGUAUAAAUCAAUAAGCCCAACAAGUCCCAAUAAAUGUUAUUUAUUGACUGA
Molecule: messenger RNA, 1362 nt
Organism: Alosa alosa (allis shad)
Lineage: Eukaryota; Metazoa; Chordata; Actinopteri; Clupeiformes; Clupeidae
Gene: dusp23b
Product: dual specificity phosphatase 23b
Exons: 3
Coding region: 737-1192 (151 amino acids)
Biological process (GO): cilium assembly; protein dephosphorylation
Molecular function (GO): protein tyrosine/serine/threonine phosphatase activity
Source: RefSeq, a predicted model, not a curated record